Molecule: messenger RNA, 1104 nt
Organism: Scedosporium apiospermum
Lineage: Eukaryota; Fungi; Ascomycota; Sordariomycetes; Microascales; Microascaceae
Exons: 3
Coding region: 1-1104 (367 amino acids)
Source: RefSeq, a predicted model, not a curated record
AUGUCGCCCACUCCAGCUAGCCCAUUUGUGAUCGAGGGCACUGGCAGCCCGUUCUACAGAAUUCCGCCUUCCGUGGCGUCAGGCCGCAUCAGGGAACUCUUUGAGAAUGCCAACUUUGAUGCCGCGAACCCAAAUCGCGGGGCUUCUCUAGAGGCCAUCCGCGAGGCACAAGACACCCAAGACUACUUGUACCUCCUGGACAAUGCCCGGUUCAAAGCCCUGCGGUUCGCCAAGCUCAAUCCGACAACGCCCUUUGACGAUUUACGCGCACAGAGCCAAAAGAUCGCCAGCGCCGUCGGUAUCGCCGAGGACUGGAAGACAAUGUGUGUGAAUGAGCUUGGCAUCCCCGCCUCGGAGAUGGAGAGCAUCGAGCCAAGCGCGGCCGAGAUCGGGUACGCCAGUUUCCUCAACGGCCAGACUAGCAUCGACGACUGGUUCAAGUUUAUCGAAGCGAACCGACAAUUCUGGACUUCGGAUAACGACAAGAACGUGUGGAAUACGCUCUUCCGAACCGCGCUCAAGUUUGAGAUUGGCCUGUUUGACAGCGUGCUCGUGCAGACGCCCGACUUUGCUGCCGUGCCCUUGGCCGCCAUCCACGGAAACUGCGUCUUCUCCGAUGCCGAACAUCCCGUCGAUAUUUUCCACCUCUCCGGCCGGGCUGUUGUGUGGCCUUCUGAGGUGGGUAACAGCACAUCGCAGGGCAAGAUUCACUUCCCGCUAGGCCAGAUGCCAGGCUUGAGUGUAGCCUGGACUGACCACGGUCCGACGGGCGCACCGAAUAUAUGGUUGCAAGUGGAUUGCGAUCAGGUGGUACCGUCGGGGCGGAGUGUAAUUGAAGGUGUAAAUGAGACUGAUGGGCGUGGCUAUGGCGAUAAGACUAGGAUCGUCAAGGCCGAGAUUUAUUUCGGGUGCAGCCUUGUGGCGUCCAAGGACUUGAUCCCUCCAAAGAUACGGUCAUUCAGGGAGUCACUCAACCGCCUGUCUCUGCCCCGGCCGGAUGGAGUGUUGAACGGCCCAAAGGGCUGGGAGGUGACGCUUACGCUCGAGUUUGGGCAGAUUAUUGGCAUGAGUUUCUGCUCGGUGGCGGUGUCGGUUAUGCCGUGA